CUUGCGGUAGGGCAUGACCACUCACGACAUCACCUGCCACCGCAAUUCACCUUUCGCUAGCUGCAUCACGGCCUAGCCCCUCCUUUAUUCCUACCUCUGCCCUUGCUCCGCACUCUCUCUGGCAUCUUUUCUGUCGAAACUCGUCGUGAGGACCACGAUUGUCUGCCAAGAUCUCACGAUUCCCUUCGCUGCCCGUUGCGACACCUCAGGCUCGGAAUGGCAUACUCGGUGCUUUUCCGCAACACCGAGCUCGACAAAUAGCAUCCUUUCAAGCCACCUUUUCACCAAGCCACCGCUUCCUAUUCUCGACUACCCUCGUCGCCUAAGCCAUCCACCAAUCGUCCCAUCCGCAUCCUCACCUCAUUCAAGCCACUCCACGUUGCACCGGCGCGAGCCACACGACCACCGGCACGCUCCGCCAGUGAAGCCAUGGCUCCUCCAUCCGGUUCGUCUCCCUCCUCCUCAGCCCCGCACCAGCACCCUCCGAAUGUCGAUGGCACGGCAGCUUCACAUCCGAAAGUGGUAUCCUUCAGGCGCAGCUCCUCGCCGAACCGAUCCUCGAUGGACAUUAUAUCAGAAAACUCGCCUUUAAUUCAACCAAGAACCUCAGAUGACUGCGAUUCGACCCUCAAGGCAGUCUCCCCGAUAGAGAGCGACGACUGGCAAGGAGACACGGAAGACUCAAAGAGCAGCUGGUAUCUGCUCUUAUUAACACUCGGUGGGCUCGGCUUGCAGAUAGGGUGGUCGGUGGAAACGUCAAAUGGAUCGCCUUACUUACUCUCUCUCGGCCUGAGUAAAUCUCUCCUCGCGCUCGUUUGGAUCGCCGGUCCCCUCUCUGGUACUCUCGUACAACCUUAUGUCGGCCUGAAAAGUGACAACUGUCGGAUACGAUGGGGCAAGAGAAGGCCAUUCAUUAUUGGCGGUGCAAUAGCAACUAUUCUGUCUCUUAUGAUACUCGCCUGGACGAGGGAAAUCGUUGGGGGGUUUUUAGGCAUAUUCGGCGCUGAUAGAUCAUCCCCAGGAGUAAAGAAUUGCAUCAUACUAUUCGCUGUUGUUUUCGUUUACGUGCUAGACUUCGCUAUCAACGUCAUCCAGGCAGGUAUUCGUGCCUACAUAGUCGACUGUGCACCUACCCACCAACAAGAAUCUGCGAAUGCUUGGGUGAUGCGAACCUCGGGCGUCGGCAACAUUCUUGGCUAUCUUGCGGGCUACGUCGAACUGCCCAAGUACCUUCCCUGGCUCGGAGACAGCCAAUUCAAAGUCCUCUGUGCCAUCGCCUCAUUUACCAUGGCUGUCACGGUUGGGAUCAGCUGCAGCACCGUCCACGAGCGCGACCCUAGAUUCGAAAGGCCUGCCGAAUCGCAAGCCGGCCUCAUGGCCUUCUUCAGAUCCCUAUUUCGCUCAGUUCGCAAGCUUCCUCCUCAGAUUCGGAAAAUCUGUGAGGUUCAAUUCUUCGCCUGGAUCGGCUGGUUUCCUUUCCUCUUCUACAUAACCACCUAUAUUGGCGAAAUUUAUGCUGAGCCCUACUUUGAGGCCAAUCCUCACAUGUCGGAUGCCGAGAUCGACAAAACCUGGGAAGAAGCAACAAGGGUUGGUACUCUCGCCUUGCUCAUAUUCGCUAUCACAACCUUCACCGCCUCGGUUUUCCUCCCGUUCAUCGUCCCCCCGACAUUUAAAUCCCCUCUGCAGCAUCCCGCAACCCCAAUGACACCCACAACGCCCCGCUCGAUGCACGGUUCCGGAUACUUCUCCCUCAAAGGUGCGAAGCGCCCACCCAAAACCUUCUCCGAGCGCAUAUCAGCCUGGCUCGGACUCCUCCAAAUCCCUGGGCUCACUCUCCGCCGCGCCUGGAUGCUCUCGCACCUGAUGUUCGCGGCGCUGAUGUGGCUCACCAUCUUCGUGCGCAGUACAGUCGCCGGAAUCAUCCUUGUCUCGCUCGUCGGCAUCCCAUGGGCCUUAACUAGCUGGGCCCCCUUUGCUCUCAUCUCCUCUGAAAUCUCCAAACGCGACGCCAUCCGUCGCGGCUUGCUUCGACCCUCAACGCGCGAAGCAGCACUCAUCGCCGAAGGCGAGGACGAAGCGAGCAGUGGGGGCGCGGAUCAGGCGGGCGUAGUACUAGGGAUCCAUAAUGUAGCUAUUGCAGCGCCGCAGGUUAUUGCGACGCUCGUCUCCUCUAUUAUAUUCAGGAUUCUACAGAAGCCGCGAGGUAGUCCGGGCGAUGAGAGUGUGGCGUGGGUGCUGAGGCUGGGUGGAUGUUGCGCGGUGGUUGCGGCGUGGUGGACUAUGAGAGUUGGGGAGGAGAAAGAGGAUGCAGAUAAUGCGGGAUUGAGGAGGAGGCUGUCUUGAGUGAUAGGUGGAAGCCUAGGAAUGUGAAUGAGAAGUGUGUUUUAUAGUAUGCGUUUGUUUGACUAGGAUUUGCUUGCUUGCAGGGUUUUUGGAGAAAGGGGUGGAUGGAUUUAUGGGCGCUUUGGCAGAGGUUGAAUGUUACGGUGGAGAUGUGGGCGCUUGGGUCAUGGUGGUUGGGUUUGGGUCUGGGUUAGUCUUGGGGUGAUGGAUACCUUCCCGAGGUCGGAUUUAGGAGAUGUUCGGAGCUAGUAUCUAGGUCAGGAAUCAAUCACGAGUUUACUUUA
Messenger RNA from Lindgomyces ingoldianus, 2630 nucleotides. Its product is annotated as MFS general substrate transporter. The record is from RefSeq and is a predicted model, not a curated record. The transcript is spliced from 3 exons. Gene Ontology annotation, molecular function: sucrose:proton symporter activity. Gene Ontology annotation, cellular component: membrane. The coding region runs from base 430 to 2346 and encodes 638 amino acids. Lineage: Eukaryota; Fungi; Ascomycota; Dothideomycetes; Pleosporales; Lindgomycetaceae.